GAAGCAUAAUGCCAAGUAGCAUAGUGAGACACUUCGGUCACUGUUGUCUCCUGGCAACCGUAAUAAUCCUCUUCGAGUAUGCAUCUGGAGCACUAUUCAAUGAAAACAGACCAGAGCUGAAUCCGUGGACAGACUACGGCAUCCUCGGUGCAACUCUCCUCUACUUACUCCGAGCCCUGACAUUCCUGUCGUUCCCCCAAGUCCUCUUCAACUUCCUCGGUUUCACCAUUUACAACGCAUUCCCUGAUAAAGUUGUCCUCAAGGGCUCGCCCCUCCUCGCCCCCUUUAUCUGUAUCCGCGUGGUUACACGUGGAGACUACCCUCAAUUAGUGAAGACAAACGUUCGGAGGAAUCUGAACAAAUGCACAGAGGCAGGACUCGAGAACUUCCAGAUCGAAGUUGUGAGUGAUAAACCUAUUGGUUUAUCUCCUCAUAGGAGAAUAAGGGAGGUUGUUGUCCCCUCGAAUUACAGGACGAGCAGUGGGGCACUGUUCAAGGCUCGCGCCCUGCAGUACUGCCUGGAAAACAGUGUGAAUGAACUCGCCGAUCACGACUGGAUUGUUCAUUUGGAUGAGGAGACGUUAUUGACUGAGAAUUCAGUCCGGGGGAUUCUCAACUUUGUACUCGAUGGGAAACACCAGUUUGGACAGGGUCUCAUCACCUACGCCAAUGAAGAUGUGGUGAACUGGAUCACGACACUUGCUGAUAGCUUCAGGGUUGCCGAUGACAUGGGGAAACUCAGAUUGCAGUUCACCAUGUUCCAUAAACCACUGUUUAGUAUGAAGGGAUCAUUUGUUGUCACUCAGAUGGCAGCAGAGCGUCAAGUGUCCUUCGACAACGGUCUCGACGGUUCAGUCGCCGAGGAUUGCUUCUUCGCGAUGAAGGCCUUCACCAUGGGCUACACUUUCAACUUCAUAGAAGGAGAGAUGUGGGAGAAGAGUCCCUUUACCCUUUGGGAUUUUGUUCAACAACGGAAACGCUGGCUCCAGGGAAUCCUCCUGGUCGUCCACUCCAAAGUUAUUCCCCUGAAGAAGAAGUUACUCCUCGCUAUCUCCUGUUACUCCUGGGUGACAAUGCCCCUCUCAACAUCCAACAUCAUCCUCGCAGGACUCUGUCCCAUAUCGUGUCCCCAGUUUAUCGAUGUUCUAUGUGCAUUCAUCGGUGCAGUGAGUAUAUACAUGUACAUAUUCGGUGUCAUAAAAUCAUUCUCACUAUACCGUUUUGGUAUUUCACGUUACAUUCUUUGCAUUGGUGGUGCACUUGCAACAAUUCCCUUCAAUUUAAUCAUUGAAAAUAUCGCUGUCAUCUGGGGAGUAUUCGGUAAAAAACACAAAUUCUAUGUCGUAAGCAAAGAGUUCAAAUCACCUGUGACCGUUUAAGUGUUUUCAACUCCCAAUGGGAGAGUUUAUUAUAUCACUAGUUAUAGGAACGAUAUGAUUCCAUUGCACCCCUCGUACCUGUUUUUAUUCAGAGUUGAAUAGGAAUGAUGAAAGUGUUGAGUGAAAAGGUGAAGUUGUGGAAUGAGAUAAGUCAGUCUCAUUUAAAAAUUUUUUACAAAGAUUUCUUGAUCUGUUGAUUUUUGUGGGAAUUUCGUGCAGCUUUUAGUUACUGCAAGAAAAGGCUCAAUGGAAAUUCGUUUUCAAGUGCAAAGAUAUUUUUUUCAAAAAUAAAAUAUUGAGGAAUUUCGCUUCAAGUUGAGUUUUCGAAGAAUAUCUUUGAAUCUAAAGAAGAUGGGAUACAUUCUAUAGAGUAAAGGAAGAGUAAAAGAGAAAGUUUUUAUAACAAUUGCUCUGUCUCUUUUGGAUGUAACGAAAACAUUUGAAUUGACUUAUGUAGUUUGACUACUUCACCGCUAAACUUUGUGGAACAUUCUGUACAAAUUUUUUAAGGGUUAUCGACAAUCUCAAAUGAGGAAUCAAAAUAAUCAUAGAGUACAGUAUUUUUUUUUUAGAGUGGAAUAUUUCCCAGGAAUCGUUGCAGUACGUACAUAAAUGCACUUUGUGUUUUUCUUAAGCUCUUAAGACAACUUCGAUAUGUAUGUCAUUUGUUGAGGAGAGAUCGUAAUUACAUUUUUUUAAUGGAGAGGAGAUGUAUGCGAAGAAUAUACAUAAGGAGAUGCAUGCGAAGAAUAUACAUGAUUUAGAAUUAUUUUCUUCAUUCAGAAAACUGUAGAUUGGAGAUGGUGUAAAUUUCAGUGAAUUUUUAUGAAUGGAUGAACUGAAUUAAUGGUUGAAACUUGAGACAUAUCAUGGAGGUGAUUUUAGAACACAUGAUCGAUUUUUUUGUAGCGAAUGAAUUAAGGGAAAAAUGAAAGAUACGUUCAAUACAUUCUUAGAUAUCUCUGUUAGCAAGAGAUGUAAAAAACUCACUAGAACACCUUUUGUGGAGAAUUUUAGGAUCUACAAAAAUAAUGUCUUCAUAUUUCUCGCUUGUUUGAAAAAUAUUUGUAAAAUGUCUGUUAAUUCUUGGAUUUAUCUUGUAUUUUUCUUUACUCCGCUGCAUGAUUUUGCUACGAUCUCUCCGUAAUAUCGACAAAGCACAAGAUCUGAAUUUUUUUUAGUCACAAAAAUGUGCACCUUUCUUUUGACAUUGAUAAGGUGUCUAGUCACACGAAUGUAAUCUAUAACCGAACACUCAAAAAAAUUCUCAGUCUUUCAUUUGAUUAUAAUGUCUUGAAUUUGUGACUGUCUCAUGUCAUAAUAUUUCGUAAUUGUUUCAUCUCAAAACUUCACUUAUGGUCCAUAAUAAGACUUUCAAUUAUUUUUAUUAAGAAUAUAAAAUUUUUUUUCGACUAUUUCAGAAGUAGGGAGGAUAAAUUGAGAUUAAACGAGAAAUUCUCUGCAGAUGAGUUUCUAAAUAUCAGAGAAACGAAAGGGAUUAGAGAAAAACAUGAAAAGAUUUUUUUGUCAUUCCGGUCAUAAGGCUCCGCGUCCGUGAAUCUCUGCCUACGGCGGU
This is a messenger RNA of Diachasma alloeum, 2955 nucleotides long. It is a transcript of the gene egh, whose product is annotated as beta-1,4-mannosyltransferase egh. Gene Ontology annotation, molecular function: beta-1,4-mannosyltransferase activity. The record is from RefSeq and is a predicted model, not a curated record. Gene Ontology annotation, cellular component: cytoplasm. NCBI's taxonomy places the organism in Eukaryota, Metazoa, Arthropoda, Insecta, Hymenoptera, Braconidae.